AUGGCGGACUCGGCGAUGAACGCUGCCAGUGCUUUUAAAACCUGUGCUUUCAUGUUUAUGGUAUGUACUCCGGAUCUGAUUUUCGGGCGAAUUCGGUAUUCUAUUCCCGAGGAGCUGGAAUUAGGGGCAUUUGUUGGGAAUCUCGCACAGGAUUUGAGAUUGAAUGUACCGCAAUUGUCCUCUCGUAAAUUGCGGCUAACCUCUGAUACCGUAGCACAGUAUAUGAAGGUUAAUUUGGAAAAUGGGAUUUUGUCUGUUCGUGAAAGAAUCGACAGGGAACAUGUAUGUGGACAACGAAAUAUUUGUACUAUUUCUUUUGAAGUAAUACUGGAAAAUCCUUUGGAAGUGUACCGCGGGGAAGUGGAGAUUCUUGAUGUAAAUGAUAAUUCCCCCACUUUCCGAGACAGUACCAUUGCUUUACAGAUAGCCGAAACGAUUGCACCAGGCGUAGGCUUUCCUCUCGAGAGCGCGGAAGAUCCCGACAUCGGAGUAAAUGCAAUCACUGCUUAUACAAUCAGUUCCAGUGAGUACUUUAGCCUAAAGACGCAGACAACCGAGGACGGGUUUAUUAUUGCCAAAUUGCUAUUAGAAAAACCUUUGGACAGAGAGGUGCAGUCGUCUUUUCAGUUGGUGCUGACGGCGACGGAUGGCGGGACUCCUCAGAGAUCCGGCACAGCUCAGAUUCACAUUACCGUAGUGGACAUCAACGAUAAUCCUCCAGUAUUCGAUCAUGAAAUUUACAGGGGCAGCCUGAGGGAAGACGCACCGCGAGGUACCUUGGUGAUGAAAGUCAAAGCCACUGACAUAGACGAAGGAAUGAAUGCUGAGCUCACAUAUGUUUUCAGCAAGCUUGCUUCAGCAAGAGUUCGCGAACUGUUCAGUUUGGACCCCCAGACUGGGGAGAUUUGGGUUGAAGGACCUCUAGAUUUUGAAGAAGCACAAGAUUAUUCACUGAAUAUUCAGGCCGUAGAUCAGGGGUUGCCUGCAAUGUUAGCGGACUCGAAAGUGUUGAUCAAGGUAAUUGAUGUAAACGACAACGCACCUGAGGUAAAAGUGACUUCAGGUGUCAGCAAAAUUCCGGAAAAUUCUCCGCUAGGGACGAUUAUAACGUUGAUCAAUGUUAUCGAUCGUGAUUCUGGAGCAAACGGACAGUUUCACUGUGACAUACCAAAGCACCUACCCUUUAGGCUUCAAAUAUCGUCGAAGAAUCAUUAUGAAUUGAUUACCAGUGAACCGUUGGACCGCGAAUCUGUCCCUGAGUACAAAAUACCUUUUGUAGCCCGGGACUUGGGUUCGCCUUCACUAUCAACACAUGAAAACAUUCAGAUUGUAAUAUCUGAUAUAAACGAUAAUGAACCACGUUUUUCAGAAUCUUCCUACAACAUAUAUGUAAUGGAAAACAACACUCCAGGAACUUCUAUUUUCGCAGUAACCGCGUCCGAUCUUGAUCUGGACCUGAAUUCCCAUGUUUCCUAUGCCCUUCAGGAGAAACUUAUCCAAAACUUGCCAAUGUCUAGUUACCUCAGCAUCAACUCCAUGAACGGCAGCAUUUAUGCGCUACGCUCUUUUGACUAUGAGGAACUCAAAAGCUUCCAAAUCUAUGUUCAAGCUCAUGACGCGGGAGUGCCCCCGCUGAGCAGCAGCGUUACAGUGAAUGUGAUCAUCCUGGAUCAAAAUGACAACCCUCCGGUAAUUGUUUCACCUUCAGCACAGAGAGGAUCAGCAGCAAUAGAGGUCCUGCCCCAGUCAGCCGGCCAAGGGUAUUUGGUCACCAAGAUAAUGGCAACUGAUGAAGAUUCUGGUCAGAACGCGCGUCUACUUUAUCAGAUGGUGAAAUCUACUGAACCCAGUUUGUUCAACGUUGGGCAGAGCACCGGUGAAAUCAGAACAGCUCGCAACAUUUUGGAGUCCGAUCCCACCACACAAACUUUGGUCAUCUUGGUGAAGGAUAAUGGGCAGCCGAGCCUCUCCAGCACGGUUACAAUCCAAAUUAGAAUUAUGGAGAAUAUCACUGAAAGGAUCACUGAAAGUAAUAACUUGGUGUCGAGUCCGGAAAAUUUCUCUGAUCUAAAUCUUUAUUUUAUCGUUAUCUUCGCUUGCACUUCCAUUCUCUUCCUUGUGGCGAUUAUUCUGCUGAUUGGUAUUAAAUGUAAGCAGGAUAGAACUAUUACCCAGGAGUAUAAUUCUCCCAGCUGUUGUUACAAAUGUGGAGAUUCAAAUGAUACGUUCAAUCACAGACCUGCAAUGGAGGAAACGUUGCGCUACCCUGGGACUGGCCGCAUUGUUCGUGUGCCAGAAGUGCACCAUUACUCCGUCAGUCUGUCUCCAGAAUCAGCGAAGAGCGAUUUUCUCUUUUUGAAGCCAUGCGGCGCUCCCACGUCUCGUGUUCAAUGCUAA
Messenger RNA from Pristis pectinata (smalltooth sawfish), 2397 nucleotides. Its product is annotated as protocadherin-10-like. NCBI's taxonomy places the organism in Eukaryota, Metazoa, Chordata, Chondrichthyes, Rhinopristiformes, Pristidae. Gene Ontology annotation, biological process: homophilic cell-cell adhesion. Gene Ontology annotation, molecular function: calcium ion binding. Gene Ontology annotation, cellular component: plasma membrane. The transcript has a single exon. The record is from RefSeq and is a predicted model, not a curated record. Bases 1 to 2397 code for a protein of 798 amino acids.